Messenger RNA from Rhodofomes roseus, 2310 nucleotides. RefSeq lists its product as uncharacterized. NCBI's taxonomy places the organism in Eukaryota, Fungi, Basidiomycota, Agaricomycetes, Polyporales, Fomitopsidaceae. Bases 1 to 2310 code for a protein of 769 amino acids. Gene Ontology annotation, molecular function: DNA binding. Gene Ontology annotation, biological process: DNA recombination; DNA integration. The transcript has 8 exons. The record is from RefSeq and is a predicted model, not a curated record.
AUGCCUCGAGCAAAAUCUGAGCGGUCAGCAUCUAUAGCAGUACCGUUCCCAGCGACGGCUGUCUCAGGGCCAUCCUCUCCACGAAAGCGUUCUUCGAAGGCAACGACCACCGCGGCUGACACUCCUCUCGUUGGUCUUGAAAUUCUUCGUGCUACAAAGGAAGCAGGGAAGUCACAUAAGCACACGAAGAGCACUCGCGACGGCUAUGCAGGUUACCUCGUCCGGAUGCAGAAUUGGGCGGCCAACGCUGCGAUGGGUGCCGAUCCGGAGUUCCCUGAAGCGUUUUCAGGGCCUCCGAAGCGGUGCUCAGGAGAAGCACUUGCGCUGUAUAUCACAUUCAAGUGCCUACACGAGAAGCGCGGCGUCUCGACAGCAGAGGGCGCACAUGCUGCUGCCAAGAAGUACUGGGAAGAAUAUGAAGGCGAUCUAUACCGUGGGGAAUGGCGGUUCGAUGAGCAUCGUAGCCGCUGGGUUGGAAACCCUGCAACAUGUGCAGAAGUUCGCGACAUCCUGAAGGCAAUCAAGAACAAAGCAAACGCGGACGGCGGAGAGCGGACUCACUCGGUCGCAAUGCGAUAUGACUAUUUGAAGGCGAUCAUCGAGUGGUCAGAGACCGAAUGUCCUCCUGCAGAAGCCAUGGUUACUCCAAGAGACGUAGCACACCGAACAAAGGUCACAACACACCUGUUCUUCCGUGCUUUUGCUUCAACGGGGUGGACCAUCUGGACACGCAACUUUGAGACCGCUGGAUUGAAGCGCAAACAUUACCGACUGGGGCAUAUAAGCCCAGCACCGCUCUCUCAGCCGUUCUUCAAGAUUGAAGUGACUGACCGGAAAGGUUGGCAGCGCAAGCUGGACAAGAAUGGCGAGCUUGAAACUGAGUUAGAAGGCAAUACCUUUCAUAUCUACAAUCAGCCUCACCUCUCAGCGGCAAAUAUGUUUCAUCACCUACCUGUGUGGCUCAAUUAUCUCGAGCGCUUUCACUAUCUCCGCCCGCUGUGCGAUGAAGAGUAUCUGUUCCCUGUCAUCGGUCCCAACGGGAUCAUUCAGCCGCACCUCCCGGUCUCUCACGACACAGUACAGAAGCUUUUGGACCAUUUUACGUCAGCUGCUGGGAUCGCGCAGAAGGUAAACGGAAACUUCACGACACACACCUUCCGACGAGGGGGAGCACAGUUUCGCUUCAUGCUCGCUCCAGCUGAGGAGCGAUGGACACUGGCACGUGUUCGUUGGUGGGGAGGAUGGGCAAAGGGCGAACAUCGUGACACGCUCAUUCGGUAUCUACUGGAUGAGUUGUACAUGUACGAGGAAUCCCAUAUCGAUGCACUCCAGCCAACAGCGACAAUCACUGACCAGAGGAACGACACUGGCAAGGCAGUGAAGGCGGAGGCAGCCGCAGAUGUUGAGGACCUCUUCCGGAACAGCCUGUUGUCCAUCCAACAAGACAUCACAUCGAUGGUCGCGACAGCACUCAGCGCAUGGGCUGUCCCACCUCAGCUGUAUUCUCAGGCUAGCCGCGUGACUGGCACACGCCCUCAGCCCGCCGUACUACUACCAAGGCUUAUUACGACACAACCGUCACAUGCACCUCAAUCUCAUCCGAAUCCGGCAGCAGCGUCAGUCUUGCCGCUCACGUUCCCACCUUUGCCUAUACACAACAUUGCAUCGGCACGAGGGCACUAUUGGCAGACUCCAGACCUCACCUCUCUGAGAGGCUCAGGACCGCAUCCAUCGCAUCGCCUACCCCCUAGUAACUCGGAACCUGUCAUUCCCGUCCAGCAGAGUCUCAGCCUCGCACCAUCUCCUCUCGUUCCCAGCUGGGCCUCGUCAUCAACGGGCAGUCCCUUUCAACUGCAUAGGUCACACUCGCUCCCUGUACUCAGUGGUAUCCAGCCGCUCACAAGUCUGCCGCCACCUGAUGCACGUGUGCUCAAUAUCCCCAUAUUGCGUGAUGGGAAACGAGACAAGGCAAAUGCGUGGAGAGACGUAAUCGAACUCUGGGAUGUUGGAAUUCCGUCCAUCAAUGUCAUGCCGCUGCGUGAAUGGCCGAGAGAAUGGCUUACAGGCGAGAACAAGACACGGUAUGCAGCAAAAUACCAGCAGCGAAAGGUUGUAGCAGAAGAGUUCAUUCAGCGGUUCGCCCGCGAUGAGCAUGCCUUCUUACAUGCAUACCCCGAGGCCGGGAAAGGGUCCACUGCACUACUUAAAGCAAUCAACGAAGCACGACGAACGCGUGGUGAUCGCAUCGAGCGCAGGAGCAAGAACGGCGACCCCGAUGAGCGACGACGCCAUUCAGUGACUGCAGAAUAG